AUUGCUCAAGAAUUGCAGCCAAUUCCAGUCCAGAUUCCAACAUUUCUUCCUCAAUCUUCUCUCUCGUCUCCUGAUCCUCGGCCCUGGCUAGACGAGUACACCACACAAUCUUCAAUCGGUUCUGCAACAAACACUUAACAAGGCUGAAAUUAUCGAAUUGGAGAUGACCCAAAAGCUUGGUCUCAACUUUAAGAUCAUCAUCAUCAAAACCAUUCUGUUCUUCUUCCUCGUCAAACACAACAUGAUUAGGUUCCCAAAGGAAACCAUCUGAUCGAAAUCAUGAUUCGACAUAGGGUUCAACAAUUUCUCGAUCUCCUCCCUCUUGUUGGGGUUAUUGUUCUUCAAAACACCCAAAACCUCAUCAGCGGCGGCGGCGACUGUUCCGGGAGGCUGACCACCGCCCAAUUGCUGCUGUACGAGGCUAAGCAUGGCCUCAUAGGGAACCCUAGUUUUCUUCGUCUUGGGCUCGUAAAAAAAGGCCCAAAUUUGAUUCUACUGAUUAUGGCUCUGCAAUAAUACCAUGGGUUUCCUAGUCUUCUAAAUUCUACUGAUUAAGUUCUUCGUUUCCCAACCCCCCCCUGAAUCAUAUCAAUCUCUCUCUCGGCAAAUCUUGGUUGCUCACAACCAAUUCUUCGCGGUUAAGCUUUCCGAUCGGUGGUCGAAGCAGCAGAGAACUUCUAACCCCUACAUUGUCGAGAUUGCUGACUGUGAUGAUGUUGAAGUUUACAUUGAGGCUCUAAGUUUGAUGUAUUGUAAGGAUUUAAGGAAGAAGCUCAUGAAGGAAGAUGUCACUAGAGUACUUGGAAUCUUGAAGGCAUUUGCUUUUAGUUCGACUGUGAAAGCGAAGCGAUUGCAAUCGCGUGCUUCGGAGAAAGAGCAGUGGAGGCUUUAUGUACCGACGAUUGACCGGUCUAUCGGAGAACCGGCACCGUAUGUUGUGGUGGUGCAGGGUCCUCCCCAGGUUGGAAAGUCUCUUCUGAUAAAGUGUCUUGUGAAGCAUUACACCAAGCAUAAUCUACCAGAUGAUUGAGGACCCAUUACUAUUGUGUCAGGUUUAAUAUGCUCUCCCUAACCAGUUUGGGUUUUUUAAGUACAAACUUCACUGAUAAGAGCAUCUCCAAUCCUUAUACUUACUUUUUUUUAAUCAAAUUUG
Molecule: messenger RNA, 1153 nt
Organism: Camellia sinensis
Lineage: Eukaryota; Viridiplantae; Streptophyta; Magnoliopsida; Ericales; Theaceae
Source: RefSeq, a predicted model, not a curated record